AUGCCGCUGAAGUUUCCUCCCUGUGACGGGAGUAAUCGCCGUGCGACGCCCCUCGCUGUUGUCUACACACUGCGGCAUGAAAACGCAGUUAUCCUUCAGACAUACAGAAGCAGGCGGGGUGGGGGCGAUUCGGGUCGGCGAAGAAGGCCGUUGCGUGCACUACCCAGCUCGACAGAAACGGCGGGGCAGACAGCAAAGGAGCGGCAUGUCACCACUAUUCCACCACUGCGACUAACGGAGUUGGCGUACAACUCGCUGAGCAAGGUGGGUAAAAGCGCGGCCCCUAUCCCCCCAGCGGCAACAGAAACCGCGGGGGCCGUCAUGGAGCCUCUGGAAGGGCCUCGCCCGUGUUUGCCCACAGAGAGGACGGCACCGCCGCUGCUGCCACUGUCUCUUCAACAUGAUGAGUUGCCGCUGCCCCUGGCAUUGGCGUUGCCGCGUCGGCAGAGAUGGCAGCGACUGCGCCGGGCUGAGUGGCUACUGCAGGCGCUUGCAGGUAAAGCUGUGGCCGCGACAUGGGAUGAAAUGCUGGCGAAGUACCGUGCUGCGUGGGUCGCUGCUGUGCAGGGAGCGACGUCAGAGCUCGAGUUGUCCAUUCCGUCGCAUUCACAGGUGCUGCCGCUGCUGACGGCAGGUCUGCUGGAGGCGCCGUGUGUGUCGUCCUACGCUGAUAGUGUGGCGCCGUGCCAGUUCGACUCUACUGUGGUGCCAUACCGAGAGCAGCGAGUGCGAAUGCGCGUGCAGCAGCUGUUCCUUCGGCUGCUGAUUAAGCCUUCGCCGGUCGACGUCGCUGUGGUAUGGAAUGACCCACGGCAUGCGUUGCACGCGCAGGAAGGCAUAGCACAACGUUUGUUUCACGACACGACUCGGCUACAGGACGCCGCAAUAGUGCCGCCGCCUUCACCAUCACCGCGUCCUUCUUCUGUUGUGGUGGAAGGGGGUGACGCGCAUGUUGAUGGUGCGGCCGCAGACACACACAAGUGCCUGGAGUUGCCCAGUAUUGUAGUCCCCCACCUUCUGCGCAGGCGAAGAGAAGAGGGGACCGCAGAGCAACGGCAGCUGCAGCGGAGGAGCUAUGGCUACUGCGUGGGUGCACAGAACGCACUCCAGCAGUUAUCACCCGUGUCACUGAUGCCACAAAGCAUAGCGCACGCCGGAGAGUUGCGAUUCCCUGAGGGACGGCACGUGCGGCAGACGUUGACGCUGCGCAACAUUGCCGAAGAGGAGCUGCAGAAAGUGUGUGGUCUGUGCGGACUGAGGCGUCGCAGCCGUCGGCAGCGUGUGGCGGCGUGGCAGCGUUUGGGGGGCUCUUUCGCUGCGGCGCCGUGUCGCGACCUCGCGGUGGCCGCUCUCUUCAUUCCGUCUGUUGUGCUGGCUGCACACUGCGUGGAGCCACCGCCGACAUGCCGCGAGAGCGGCAUGAAGAAGCGACGCUGUGAGGAAAAUUUUCAGCCACCACCUCUCAUGAUGAUGAUGAUGAUGCUACCGCCGCUGCACAGCAGUUGUGCCCUCGCCUCCUCCUCGUGGCUGCCGCUGGCGGUGGAGGCGGAGGACGACGGCAGUUGCUGCAGCAGAGCCGACGUGACACUGUGCCCGUUGCGUGUCUUCUCGCGGGAGUCGGAGUUGCAGAGCUUCCAGGCCCUGCGCCAGUGGGGAGCAAAGUGGCCAGGCGAAGACGGAGAAAAGGUGGAGACGACGGCCAGUGGUGACGAGAAGUGGUACCACGCCGCCUUCCUCCAUGAUGUACGCACAAUGGCGCUGCCGUACCGCGAGACGUCUGCCGUUGUCGAGGACGCUCAGCUGCACUACUGUUACCGCCUGGCACUCCACAGAGAGAGACAGCGUCUCGGUCUUGGCACGGCACCGUGA
Trypanosoma grayi is the source of this 1869-nucleotide messenger RNA. RefSeq lists its product as hypothetical. The record is from RefSeq and is a predicted model, not a curated record. Bases 1 to 1869 code for a protein of 622 amino acids. Lineage: Eukaryota; Euglenozoa; Kinetoplastea; Trypanosomatida; Trypanosomatidae. The transcript has a single exon.